Phytophthora infestans T30-4 is the source of this 3711-nucleotide messenger RNA. RefSeq lists its product as uncharacterized. The record is from RefSeq and is a predicted model, not a curated record. The coding region runs from base 1 to 3711 and encodes 1236 amino acids. Lineage: Eukaryota; Oomycota; Peronosporomycetes; Peronosporales; Peronosporaceae. The transcript is spliced from 5 exons.
AUGGCGACCAACAGCAUCAUGAAGGACUACGUCCGCAGGCAGUUGCGCUACUGGGUGGACGAGCUCAAAGACGGCAUGCUUCCGCGCGACUUUAUGACUAAAUCCUUCACAAAGACGCAAUUGGUUCUACCUAAUAUUCAUUUAAAGCCACAUCGAGUCGCUGCGGUGUUGCAUUUGCCGUCGCCAUUGUUGGUGACAACUGUGCAUUGUAUCGAGCUCACAAUCGCCGUGCCGUCCUGGACGGAUGCGGACAAGGAGGCAGCGCACAAACCAGUUUUGAUCCAUAUAAACGAGUUGCUGGUUCAAGUGCAUAAUAUCUGCGAGUGUAGCGGUGAGCUCCGACGAGUUGCGGAAGAGCGAGUGCAAGCGGCUUUACUGGAGCCCGACCCGCUGGGAUCCACUGCCGCUAUGUUUGAGUUCGCACGGGAUGUGAAUGACCGAACCAAGCUCGUGGUGGAUAAGCUACGAGUACAGAUCUUUAUCGGAGGAGUCUCUCGCGUGGAGCUUGUUCUAACAGAUUUUAAUGCACGGACAGCAGAUGCGUUGUGGCAGGAUGUGAGGGAUCCCACGACUUGCGUGGAGUAUUCUCCCGACCAUUUGGUGCAAACUCGGUUUCAGGUGAUGUCAUUUUUGCUUAGUGCUGGGGUAAACGGUGGAAGUGUCGAAGGUGCAAUAAAUGGAGCACAAACGGUUCGCCUGCUGACAAAGGUGUCUGUAGUGAUACGAGUAACGCGGUUUUACAAUCGAAGCAACAUUGCGGAUUCAUGGAGGAGGCAAAUGCAGCUUGUGGAUGUAAAUUUUGGCGCGGUGAAGGUGGAGUUGGGGGUUGCUGAGCUCAUAGAAGUGUAUUCUAUCGCUUCGACACUCUGCAAUUGGAUUUUAAACAGUAGAAGUUCUGUAUCCACGCCAGCUGAUGGGAUGGCUGCUGAUCGAGAGCUUAUAGGAGCUUGUGCGAGCGGUAAUGAUCAGCCGAAUAUUGAGUUGCAGAUUACGUUUCGCGGCACGAUCGAAGCCAAGUUAAAAUUUACUUCAAGCACUGAAGGACCGCAGGAGCUGUUCCUCGUUGCUGAUCGUGCCGCUGGGAGCGUCAUUUUCCAUAGACAUGGAGCUCGUGAGCUGCAAAUGAGUCUGCAUGAGUUGGCCGUGAGAUUCCGAGGAUAUGUCGUGUUUCGAUUAAAGCCUGACCGAGAGGUUUUCCAUCUGGAAGAGCGUCUCGAUUCACUUUCGAUUAAGUGGCGGGUUCAAAGCGUUCUGUGUCGAAUCGAUGAUGAUCUGGCCACAGUGUUGACGGAAAUGUAUCGGCUUGUGAGCGACAAGGAGCAGGCUAUUGUGAUUCGGUGCGGAACGUGUCAUCAGCAGAUCAGCUUAGAUAUGAUAGACGUUCACGUUUGUCCACCUCAUAAUAGUAACAAGUCGCUGCCAGCGACGCCACUUGCUGGUCAAGGGAUCUGCAGAAACAGGUUUUCAGAAGCGGCGAAUGCAGAAAAUAGUACUUUGGAGACUGACGAAGAGGUAGGGAAGACUACACGAGUGAAUGGACCGCCGAAAGCGCACGUUGUUUUACAAAUGAACGAGUUGGAAGUGCAGACCGGUAGUCGGCUGGUGUUAAUUCUACUGAAAUUAUUUGGUGUACGAGGGGCUGAAGAGAUAAUGGGGCGUGAAGUGACUACCAAAUUUUCAAAUUUGCGUCUAACUACCGAAUCGAACGAGUUCGCAGGUGACAGUAUAUUUGUUCCUGCAUUACCGCUAGCGUUCCAGAUGCUUGAGUGCUCUUUGCAAGGAUGCGGUUGCGUGUUGAGACGCAAAGAAACCGCUGACUAUCAAAGCGCAAGCCCAGGAACUUUUCACGGCUACAACUUGCCUACUCAUGUUUUUCUGGAUAUCACGCAUUGUACUAUAACGUCACAAGAAUGUUUUGUAAAAGCUGACAAGAUUCAGAUACGAUCGAGGUUUUCGGAUGGUAGCCGCGUUUGUUCCUCCUCUCAACCUCAAUUGAGUUUUCAUGUAAACGUGGACAAGAUUCGCUGCCAGGUUGAUGACGUUUUCUUCAAACUGACACGAAGAGUUGUCGAACAUAUCGGUGGUUCUACAGGCAGCAAGAUUAAUUCUCUUAUGAUGACUCUAUUCCUUGGUGUAUUGCAAAUCCGAGCUAUCGAGUUUACUUUGCAAAAUGAAGGCACUGCAGAGGCACGUGCGAAGUCGCUGCUGAAGCAAGCUAUUGUGGUGUUCGACAAUCAGCUGGGAUUCCUCUGCACACAGAGUUCGUUGGAUUUCAAGACGAUUAUAAACUCACAAACGAUGAAGUUUGUACAUCGUAAAACCCCUGCAAGUCCAACAACUGAGGUUACUCCUCUUAUUCCACCUGAACUUGAACGAGAAGACGCUAGUCGAUGUAUUCAGCGUAUGGUGCGACGAAAGCAGCUCAUUCGACAGCAAGAACAACGUUUUGAAGCGGAUGAUUAUGAACCAGGCGUGCCAGAUGAUGGAAACGGUGACUCGCCAACGCGCUCUCCUCUUAAAGUAAGUUUGGGAAUUCCAAGUCCAAUCAUGGUUCUCGGCCCGGACAGUGACUUGAUCGGAGACAUUCGUGGCGGACUUACCAAGUUUAUGAGCCCACUAAGCCGAACACGUCGCUCAUCUGACAGCAUUCGAGACGGCAUUAACAAAUUGAUGAGCCCUAUAAGUCGCACUCUCACACCGUCAUCGAGUCUCAGGCCGAGACCGUCAGUCGAAUCAGUUGCUCCACUGGUGGAAAUUGCAGCGUAUAGUGUCACAGUGACUGAAGCAAGGCGACAUGAAGAUGAACGCUCAUUAUCGAAGAAGUCACAGGAGCUUCGACUGAACGAACUCAGCGAGGAGAAACUUGCUGCCCUCCCUGAUGUCGUUCGUGUGCUGGUUCAAAUUGGUGGAUGUCGACUCUGCGUUCCUAUUAACCCACGAGAAAAGAUUAACUAUCUGUGUCGAGAAAUCGUGCGGCGCUAUAACGAGUCCUUCGCAGCAGACCGUGACAGCAUUUCGGCCGUGUCACUUCAAGAUAAGCACGGUGGGGUUUUCUCUCCUUCAGAUACUAUAGGCUUUACGCUCUCUGUGGCUCCAAGCGAGUUGCUGUUUGCAUACCCGCAUGAACAUAAUGGCCAGAUCCGAUCCUUGGCUCGUUUAGCCGCAGGAUCAUCCAGAACCACUCGCUCAAGGAAUCUUCAAGACCCUAACACACCUCAACAAUCAAUAACCCGUGAACGUGUGCUUUACUCAAAGCUGCCACUGCCUUUGGCGAUUGCAUUGCUUGCAAACGAGUCGGAGCGCGAUUUGAUACGUUCAGGCCUUUGUGAACGAGCAAGUGACGGAGAAGCGUGGCCUGAUUUGGCGUUGAAUGCUGCUUCACUUGAUGCAGACAGGAACCCACUUAUAGUGGAGAUUGCGUGGCAUGAAGCGUGUAUCGAAGUCACGAAUGGGGAUGCAUUUGCACUGUGUCGACAGCUCUUAGGCCUCUGCACUUCACGAGUACCCAGCAAAUAUGUUGGCAAAAUUCUUCGGACCCGAUUGAUUGUUAAUUCAAGUAACCCUUUGGUCGAGUGGGCAUGCCGAAGGAAAACAGCCAUGCAUAGAGAAGCUGAUGUUGACAGCUCCGCACAACCAUCCGACCAGGAUAAUGCUUCAUAUGAUCAGCUCAAGAAAAUUAUUCAAGAUACUUAUGGAGUGUACACGCGAUGA